CAUUUCCCAGGAACAAGGUUGAAAGGCACAGACACAGAGAGAGAGGUAUAGUUGGGGGGGGGAAGCAAGAAGAAAAAAGCCGCGAGUCAGUGGUAAACCAUCCGCAAGCCCUUUCAAUGAAUCAUCUGAGGCCGGGAUCUGGAGCGGACAGGAACAUUACAGAAUUAAGGAGGCUUUUGCUCUUGGCGUGUGCCGUACGCCGGGCUUGAGUUAAAAAUCGGGAAUCCGACAGCGGCUCAACACAGACCUUGCGAUGGCUCAAGGAAAUAGUUAUGGGCAGAACGCCAGUAACAACGGUAUGGCAGACGAAUCGCCGAACAUGCUAGUAUAUAGAAAGAUGGAGGAUGUUAUAGCACGAAUGCAAGAGGAGAAAAAUGGGAUUCCUAUCCGCACAGUCAAAAGCUUUUUGUCAAAAAUUCCCAGUGUGUUUUCUGGUGCAGAUAUUGUCCAGUGGCUACUGAAGAAUCUGAACAUUGAAGAUCAAGGUACAAUUACUGAGAUUCAAACUGUAGAAGCAUUGCAUCUUGGAACACUGAUGGCAGCUCAUGGCUACUUCUUUCCAAUCUCAGACCAUGUGCUAACAUUGAAGGAUGAUGGGACUUUCUACAGAUUUCAGACACCGUACUUUUGGCCAUCAAAUUGUUGGGAGCCAGAAAACACCGACUAUGCGGUUUACCUCUGCAAGCGGACGAUGCAAAAUAAAGCAAGGCUCGAGUUAGCAGACUAUGAAGCUGAGAGCUUGGCCCGUCUACAGAGAGCAUUUGCAAGAAAAUGGGAAUUUAUCUUUAUGCAAGCAGAAGCACAAGCAAAAGUUGAUAAAAAAAGAGACAAAAUUGAAAGAAAAAUUCUUGACAGUCAGGAAAGAGCAUUCUGGGAUGUACACAGACCGGUGCCAGGCUGUGUAAAUACUACAGAAGUGGAUAUCAAGAAAUCAUCCCGAAUGAGAAAUCCUCACAAAACAAGAAAGUCUGUCUAUGGUCUACAAAACGAUGUCCGAGGUCACAGUCCGACCCACACGCCUGCACCAGAAGCAAAGCAACCAACCGUAGAAGAGUUACAUCAACAGAUAAAGCACUGGCAAAUGCAGCUAGAUAGACACCGGUUAAAAAUGUCCAAGGUUGCAGAGAGUCUGAUCGGGUACGCGGAGCAGUAUAUGGAAUUUGAUCCAUUUCUUAUAACUCCUGAACCUUCAAACCCAUGGAUGUCAGAUGAUAUUUCCUUCUGGGAGCUAGAAGCAAGUAAAGAACCAUAUGCACAGAGAGUAAAGCGAUGGGGUUUCUGCAUCGAUGAAGUUUUAAAAGAUCCUGUAGGGAGGGAACAGUUUCUUAAGUUCGUGGAGUCUGAAUUCAGCUCUGAAAACUUACGAUUCUGGUUAGCAGUGCUGGAUCUGAAGAAAAGACCCAUUCGUGAGGUACCAUCACGUGUUCAAGAAAUCUGGCAAGAGUUUUUGGCACCAGGAGCCCCCAGUGCCAUUAACGUGGACUCCAAAAGCUAUGAUAAGACCACACAAAAUGUAAAAGACCCAGGAAGAUAUGCAUUUGAAGACGCUCAGGAGCACAUUUACAAACUGAUGAAAAGUGAUUCUUAUCCUCGUUUCAUACGUUCCAGUGCCUACCAGGAGCUACUCCAGGCAAAGAAAAAGAAAAGUAUGAACUUCUUUUGAAGGAUGUUCAUAAAGGGGAAGUCACUUACAUCGAAGAGGCUGACGAGUUUGGUGCAGUCGUAUUGAUAUAUUCACUUCAGCUGAUGAGCGGGCCAGUUCAAUCGUUCAAAGCUAUAAAUCGCUAUUUAUCCUAAACCCAGAGGACAUUGUACCAUUCUUUGCAUGAAUGAGGAUCUGAGUGAGUGAGUGAGUGAGCGUGUAUGUGUGUGUGUAUAAAAAGACAGUGCAAACAUGGGUGGAGACAGUGGGGAGAGAGGAUCGUUCCAUAUGUUUUCAUGUUUACUUCAUCAGUCAAGCUUUCAUGUGCUGAAUCUCCCACUGAUAAGUAAAAAAACCAUCAUAAAAAUUGAAGCUGUAGCUCAGAAGAUCAUUGAGUGGUUGUGACCGAAAUAUUAGAAAAGUUUAAAAUGUAAAAAGAAUGAAAUGACCCUCAAUCCAUUAUUAAGUUGGACCACAGGAAACCACAAACACAGAAAGGUUCCAUGACAAGGGUUUAUUAGUGCAUCCUUGUCAGACCUAUUCUGUGCUCUCACUUUAGUGUUCUUACUGUGUUAUUUUUAUGCAAUGUUGAAGUCAGUAUUUAUUCCAAAUUUAUUAAAACCUUUCCAUUUCUCUUUA
Molecule: messenger RNA, 2281 nt
Organism: Chiloscyllium plagiosum (whitespotted bambooshark)
Lineage: Eukaryota; Metazoa; Chordata; Chondrichthyes; Orectolobiformes; Hemiscylliidae
Product: regulator of G protein signaling 7
Biological process (GO): regulation of G protein-coupled receptor signaling pathway; positive regulation of GTPase activity; G protein-coupled receptor signaling pathway
Cellular component (GO): plasma membrane; cytoplasm; neuron projection
Molecular function (GO): GTPase activator activity
Source: RefSeq, a predicted model, not a curated record